UUGUAUAUAGGAUGAGGAUGGAAUACAGUAGCUCCAUAUUACUAAACCUGUGAGAAAGUCAGUUCAUUAAUAAUUAGUGGUGUCCAGAGUACAUUUCAAUCUCAUCUUCAGGAUCCAAAGAACCCUUUGUUACACCUGUCGGAAAUUCUUCUAUCUUUAUCCAAAUGUAAUGGAAGAAACAUCAUGCUUUGGGAUAUACACCUUCUUUUGCGACAUCUGGUAAGGAGACACAAAUGUUACCAUUACAACGACAAGCCCGAACAAAAUUGUGAACUGUCCUUUCUGGUGGGUUCAGACGAACAUUUCGAUAAACCUUUUCGUGAGCUAUUUUUAUGGGCGGUGCUGAUGUUGAGGAAAGAAAUGGCCAUUUAUUUCUGGGGUGAGGCACACGAAGCGUUGAACUUGGCGUUAGCUGCUACAUCUAUCUAUUGGCAUCUAAGAAACUCGACGAGUAUUCACGCUGAUCUCAUCCUGAACAAACUAGUGUUGUUGAAAAGUGACUUCGAACAAAUAGCGAUUGAACAUCUUAACAUAUGUUAUUCCAUGAACCGAGAAAAAGCUGUCGAACUGAUUGAACACCCAAACUGCUACUGGGGAAACAUGACCGCUUUAAAUAUCGCUUUAUCCUCUAAUGAUCUCGAAUUUAUUUCAAGCCCAUGUUGUCAACAUUCCAUUACUCAGACCUGGAUGGGCGGAUUAGCCACUGUUUCUUGGUGGAAGGUAAACGUGGCCCUUUUCAAUCCAUUUCUUAUAUGGACUUACUUGAAGUUCCGGAACGACAAAACUACAGAGAAACCCCCUGGGUUCUUCAACAAAGCUCGAAUUUUCUACACAGCACCGAUAACAAAAUUUUUCUACGAUUUAUAUUCAUACAUCGCCUUUCUAGGAAUCUUUUCCUACGUGGUUCUGUUUGAGUUUUACGAAACUGUUGGUUUCUUCGAGUUUUUACUGCAUAUCUGGAUUCUUGCCUUGGCUUUAGAAGAAGUCAGAGAGAUCGUGACCUAUCCUUCGGAACGGAAGUUACAAAAACCCAGAGAAUGGUUUCAAGAAUAUUUUUGGAAUAAAGUGGACGCUGUUUGUAUGGUCUUGUCUCUUGUUGGAGUCUUGUUAAGAACCAUCCAACAAGUUAUAGGUAGCAAUCAGUUAUGGGUGCGUGUUGAAGAUAUCCACCUUGUGAUGACUAUCAGUUGUACCUUAUGUUCCGUUCGCCUGUUCAAGAGCUACAUGGUCAGUCUUAGUUUUGGACCCAAGCUAGUCAUGAUAAAACGCAUGCUUGUGGAAGUCGUCUUGUUUCUCCUCAUCCUAUUCAUCUUCAUUCUGAGCUAUGGUGUAGCUAGUCAAGCUCUUCUUAAAAGAAAUCGUCAACCUUUUAUGGGAAUAUUUAGGGAAGUCUUCUAUUUACCCUACUGGCAACUGUACGGAGAACUGAACCUGGAUAGGCUUGAAGAUUUUUACUUGAACUGCUCGCGCGAAGAAAGCAGAUGCAACGAAAGUCCUAACGCCUGGUUGGUUCCGAUCAUGCUGGGUGUGUACAUGUUGCUUGGAAAUGUUCUUCUUAUCAACCUGCUAAUAGCCGUUUUCAGAACUGAUGACAUAAAGAAUUCGAUCAAUGAGAUAAAGGAUGCUAUUCACGCUCGAGCUGUGUCUCAAGCACCUAUUCCAUUUCGGCGCGAGACAGCUUUCCUGUCGACUGCUCCAAAGCCGACGCUUCGCAGUAAACCUACACCUGUACAACGUGGAUCAUCAGAAGAGAAUAGUUUACUAUAUCGCGAACUAUUAUGUGAUGAAGAACCUAAAGAUGAGGAAGAUGAUGAUGAUGAUGAUAUACCUACAAUGGAAACAGAGGAACUGCGUCCAAAAUUGAGCCUAGUUGAUCAAGCUCUUAAUUCUAGAGUUUCUGAUGAAAAUGUAAAUCUUUUAAUGGACUUGAAGUCAGACAUAGCUAACUUAGAGAGUAAACUAACUACUUUGGAGUUAACAAUGGCAGACAUGACUCAUCAUUUAGGAACUCUCAGUUCAAAGUUAAAUGAUAUUGUUAAAUCUUAGUUUUAGAAUACAGUGAUUUUCAACUCAGAGAAGCAUAGACACGUGGGUCUUUUAGUGUGCUAAGGAUUUUCACUGAUGAAAUAUGUUUUAUUCUGUUGUUUACUCUCUUUUUUUCUCUACUCAACAGCACAGGUUCAGCAUAUAUCAUAUUUUUAUCGUAAACAAAACAGACAAAAAAUUGUUGUUGGUGUUAACCUUGAUUAAUGACAACUUAGAAUUACUUUAAGUCCCUUUUAUCCUUUAUAUUCGUAGGUUUCUGUGUUGUAAAGAUUCCAGAUUGUUUUGGAGAAUAUUUUAACCUGAGAGAUGACUGAAAUAGAAGGUAACGUAUGUGAUCAUGUGACGAGACAAUUGUGUUCAGAAAACGGAAAAAUAAGUUCCUUACGAGUAUGUUGUUUGAACAAUUGAUAAUACUUUAGAAAAAUCCUCGGAGCCAAAUGUAAAGUCUCACUUUUAGUGGAAAAUUGAAAUUGAAUUUUUUUUAAAAUUUAUAAACUCUAAUUAACGACAAGAAGAAAUCCUAACACACAGUGAAAUGUAGGGAAAAGAUAGUUUCUAGAAUCGUGAAUUUCGAAUAGUUUUAUGUGUUUGAAAACAUAAGUGUUGAUUUGACAGUUGUACAAACGUACAUUUACAUACCAAUAUUUAAAAGUAGAUUUUACAUAGUGAUUACUUUUCGCCUAUUGGCUUCAUUUUUUGAAGUUAUUUCAUCAUAUUUUGAGGCUUCACUUAGAUAUAAGCACUUGAUUAAUUUUUUUUUUUUUUGUUAGCUCAUUUCGAAUUUUAUAAUAAUUGUCUGUAUUAUAGCACAAGAUGGUCACACAUACCUAACCUGGUGUUUCAGCUUGCUCACACACACGAGCUCAAUAUUGUUAUUAUAUUUGUCACACAUUGUAUAAUGGUUUGUCCAAAUGCCUACAUUAG
Messenger RNA from Limulus polyphemus (Atlantic horseshoe crab), 2970 nucleotides. RefSeq names its product transient receptor potential cation channel subfamily M member 1-like. Gene Ontology annotation, molecular function: monoatomic cation channel activity. The record is from RefSeq and is a predicted model, not a curated record. The transcript is spliced from 10 exons. Lineage: Eukaryota; Metazoa; Arthropoda; Merostomata; Xiphosura; Limulidae. Gene Ontology annotation, biological process: monoatomic cation transmembrane transport. Gene Ontology annotation, cellular component: membrane. Bases 184 to 2046 code for a protein of 620 amino acids.